CGAAUCUGUUUAUUAUUUGUAUUACCCUUAUUAUCUAUUAAUUUAUCCAUUUGAAGAGCUCAUAGAUGCCUUGCAAUUGCCGCCAGGAAGCUGGUUCUCAUGAUCACUUGGGUGAUGGCUACUUGAGUGAUGGUCUAUUUGGCUUCGGUACACCAUUGAACGGAUCUAUCGAUUUACCGUUUAUUCAAAUAUGGAAUGCACGUAGUUCUUCAGAAGAGGUGAGAAGAGUCUUUGAUCCAGAAGCUCAAGAUAACAAUAUUCCCUUAUGUAGUGACCAAGAUCCCGAGCUGUUGAUAUUUUUACCUCUUUCAUCAAUUUGUAAAAUUAAAGGGAUCUCUAUCCUGGGUCCAAUGAGUGAUUUUGCCCCUUCACAGGUAAAGAUAUUUACAAACCCUGCUGAGGUUCUUGGCUUUGACUCAGUACGUCGUCUUAAACCACAUGAAGAAAUUCUGCUGGCUCAAGUUAGUGGUGAGGAUAGAGUGGUAUAUCGACUAAAUGCCACUAAGUUUGCUACUGUGAGCUCAUUAGCUUUAUACUUCGAACACAGUUUUGGUGAUGAGGAGACACACUUAUUACGUGUAGAUCUUUUUGGAGAGAAUUCUGGAAGACCCUCGACUCAACAAGUCGCUAAGAACGUCGUUUACGAAUCUCGUGCAAAUCCUGCGGAUCAUCCUGUACUCGAAACACAAAAUUUGUUUUUUACUUCAUCAGCAUGA
This is a messenger RNA of Phytomonas sp. EM1, 716 nucleotides long. The record is from the annotation of a GenBank genome assembly. NCBI's taxonomy places the organism in Eukaryota, Euglenozoa, Kinetoplastea, Trypanosomatida, Trypanosomatidae.